Molecule: messenger RNA, 1206 nt
Organism: Phytophthora infestans T30-4
Lineage: Eukaryota; Oomycota; Peronosporomycetes; Peronosporales; Peronosporaceae
Product: cAMP-dependent protein kinase catalytic subunit, putative
Exons: 2
Coding region: 145-1206 (353 amino acids)
Biological process (GO): peptidyl-serine phosphorylation
Cellular component (GO): cAMP-dependent protein kinase complex; nucleus
Molecular function (GO): ATP binding; cAMP-dependent protein kinase activity
Source: RefSeq, a predicted model, not a curated record
GUCGAAGCGUCGGAGAGCUACCAGCGCCGAGCGUCACUUGCGCUCUUGCCCGCCACAGUCCCAGACGCGGACACAUAACCGCCCGGAAACCACUCAGUAGCUGGAAGGUGUUGGGUCAGCUCCCAAGUCGACAAUAGAGCCGCAAUGUUCCGCAAGAAGACGGCCGGUCCGGUAGUCGACGAGAAGGGGGCCCCCGCCAACGCCAUCUCCCCUGCUGCACCCGUAGAUGCCCCGCGCGUACGACGAGCCUUCUGUUUGGGUGAUUUUGAUCUCCUGGCAACUUUGGGUACGGGCACUUUUGGCCGCGUACGCCUAGUGCAACUGAAAGGCGUGGGGUCUUUCCACGCACUGAAGAUCCUCAAGAAGAGCGAGAUCUUGCGGCUGCAACAGCUGCACCACAUCAAGUGCGAAGUGGAGAUCUUGAGCAGAAUUCAACACCCGUUUAUCGUCAACUACCUGGGUCAUUUCCAGGACGAACGAAGAUUGUAUCUUGUUCUCGAAUAUGUGCAAGGUGGCGAGCUCUUUUCCUAUUUGCGACGCCAAGGCCGUUUCCCCGACCAUGUGGCCUGCUACUACGCAGCGCAAUUGGUCACAGCACUGGCUUGUCUCCAUGCGCAACACAUUAUCUACAGAGACUUAAAGCCCGAGAACCUCCUUAUCACAUCCGAAGGAUACCUCAAGAUCACCGACUUUGGCUUUGCCAAGAUCGUUGAGGACAAGACGUGGACACUAUGCGGUACACCCGAGUACCUCGCUCCGGAGAUUAUUCAGAGUAAAGGUCACGGCAAGUCGGUGGAUUGGUGGGCGCUCGGCGUGCUUAUCUACGAGAUGCUGGCCGGGUAUCCGCCCUUCUACGACGAGAACCCGUUCGGUAUUUAUCAAAAGAUCCUGGACGGCAAGGUGGACUUCCCCAAGCACAUAGACUCCAAGGCCAAGGACCUCAUUAAGAAGCUCUUAUCGCAAGACCGUACCAAGCGACUCGGCUGCUUACGAGGCGGAUCGGAAGACGUGAAGAAACAUAAAUAUUUCGGCAAAGUGGACUGGAAUUCGGUGCUCGCACGCUCCGAGACGCCGCCAUAUCUACCGCCAGUGGGAGGACCCGGCGACCAUACGCAUUUCGACGAGUACCCGGACUCGCCCGUUGACGACGCUGUCAUUCUGUAUGGAGAAGAUCGAGCUGCCUUCGAAGUGUUCGACCAAUUUUAA